Messenger RNA from Hyaena hyaena (striped hyena), 1304 nucleotides. RefSeq names its product Tax1 binding protein 3 (gene TAX1BP3). Gene Ontology annotation, molecular function: protein binding. The record is from RefSeq and is a predicted model, not a curated record. The transcript has 4 exons. Gene Ontology annotation, biological process: neurotransmitter receptor transport postsynaptic membrane to endosome; neurotransmitter receptor transport, endosome to postsynaptic membrane. Lineage: Eukaryota; Metazoa; Chordata; Mammalia; Carnivora; Hyaenidae. Bases 46 to 420 code for a protein of 124 amino acids. Gene Ontology annotation, cellular component: postsynaptic membrane; adherens junction; postsynaptic density.
UGCAGCUUUCACGGAGCUGUGCUUGGUUACCAGACUGCGGUCGAGAUGUCCUACAUCCCCGGCCAGCCGGUCACCGCUGUGGUGCAAAGAGUUGAAAUUCACAAGCUGCGUCAAGGUGAGAACUUAAUCCUGGGCUUCAGCAUUGGAGGUGGAAUUGACCAGGAUCCCUCCCAGAAUCCUUUCUCAGAAGAUAAGACAGAUAAGGGCAUUUAUGUCACACGGGUAUCUGAAGGAGGCCCUGCUGAAAUUGCUGGGCUGCAGAUUGGAGACAAGAUUAUGCAGGUGAAUGGCUGGGACAUGACCAUGGUCACGCACGACCAAGCCCGGAAGCGGCUCACCAAGCGCUCGGAGGAGGUGGUGCGCCUGCUGGUGACGCGGCAGUCGCUGCAGAAGGCAGUGCAGCAGUCCAUGCUGUCCUAGCGGCCCGCUGCGGUCCCUGACUUGCGCCUGCCUGCCUGCAUUGACACCACUUCCACGCUCUGUCUGCCUCCGUCCUGGCUUCUUAUGUGUGCCGGGCCCCAGCUCCGAAAGGCCAGAGCUGGUCCCAGAGGCCUGUCCCCGGCCUGACCUAGCCUUCCCUCCCCUUUCCCACCACUGGCCUAAGCCUCUGGGACCAGCUCUCUCCCUCACACACUGAUGGGAAAUAAGGGCCUGGAGCUGAAUUCUGUUCAGUCUCUAGUGACCACAGCUUUGGCCCCGAGACUCUGCUGCCACGUGGCCUUAGUAGUGCCCAGACAGGCAGGAGGCCCCACUUCUUCAGGGCCACCACAAAGCCAGAGAAUGCCAGGUGGGGCCAGCCUUUCCCACAUUUAGUCCCGACUGUAGGGCUUGUCCUUGUCCCUGUGUCUCAGCUCUGCAGUGACUGUACCCCACAUUCUUCCCUGCUUUCCCCAGCAGGGACUUGACACACUGCCAGAGGCGCUACAGAGGUUUGCCUGAUGGAAGCCAGGCAGGCUCACAGGCCACCCUAUAGCACCCCCAUUUCCCUGAGAGGCGCUGGCCUCCCCAGGGUUCACCUGCUUACGAGAUUCAGACGAAGUUUGAGGCUGACAUUUCAGGGCAGUUCUCAGGAUUGCCAUUCCCUCUAUGCCUGUGCAUUUACCUUUAUAUUUUUUUAAUCACAACUUUGAUACAAAAGCAUUUUUAUCUUACUGUUUGGAGGUGCCAAUUCUACUUCUGAACUUGGCUUACUAAUUCACAUCUGGGAAUGACCAGUGUUACUCUGGUUCCUGUGGAAAUGGGGCAGAAAGCAGCUGCCCACACCUGACAACUUGUGCCUGAAUAAACAGUGCUGGAAUUCCAAA